Messenger RNA from Ahaetulla prasina, 7504 nucleotides. RefSeq names its product tenascin C (gene TNC). The record is from RefSeq and is a predicted model, not a curated record. Gene Ontology annotation, molecular function: protein binding. The transcript is spliced from 26 exons. The coding region runs from base 449 to 6601 and encodes 2050 amino acids. Lineage: Eukaryota; Metazoa; Chordata; Lepidosauria; Squamata; Colubridae.
CUACAUGCAAAUCCUCUGGGGUGUCUGGCCCUAUAUAUAUAUAUAAAGCAUGCGGCUGUGUAAUUUUCAGAGGGAAACUGUGCCUUUAAUUUAACCGGCUGCCUGUGUCUCCAAGGCAUCCCAUUACAGUGGGAACGCGGUAAGAAAGACCUCGGUUACAGAAACCGACCGAAGGCUGGGGAGCUUUCGCUGCCGUUUCUGUGGCUCUCAAACUUGCUUGCUUGCUCGUCUGCAUGAUGGGACAACUCGGCUGACUUCGGGACCGACCAAGGAACCAUAACAUCCCGUGAAGAUCUGACCCAAAGGAGAAGAAGAAGAAAGAACAAAUAUCUCAAAAGGACCAGAAGCAGAGGCAGUCCUGAACCUCUCUGUUGCAACCGAGCGGAGUAUCUUCUUUGCAACAUAAAACAGCCUUUUGACUACAAAGAGUCCUCCGGAGGAACUGAGGAUGGCCCUCUCCGCGUGGGUCGUGGCCUCAGUGGCCAUCUUUCUGUUCCAUCAAGAUGCUAGUGGUGGACUCAUCAAGAGAAUUAUUCGGCAGAAGAGGGAAACGGGAAUUAACGUGACGCUGCCGGAGGAUAACCAACCCGUGGUCUUCAACCACGUCUACAAUAUCAAUGUCCCUGUGGGGUCCCUUUGCUCUGUGGACUUGGAUACUCCCAGUGGAGACUCAGAAUUCAAACUUCCAUCCGAGCCAGGCAAACAUUACCAGGAGCACACACUGAAUGAAGACAAUCAGAUUGUGUUCACGCACCGAAUCAACAUCCCGCGACGGGCUUGCGGCUGUGUGGCGGCCCCUGAUAUCAAGGAGCUACUAAGCCGACUGGAAGAAUUGGAAGAGCUGGUAUCUUCUCUGCAGGAACAGUGUGGCAGUGGGUCAACGUGCUGUUCCAGUGCUCAAACGGCGAAAGGUACCAUCGAUGCUACUCCCUACUGCAGUGGCCGUGGAAACUACAGCAAUGACAUUUGUGGUUGCAUCUGCGAACAGGGAUGGAAAGGACCAAAUUGCUCAGAACCAGAAUGCCCACAGAACUGCAACGAAAGGGGCCAGUGUAUCAAUGGCCAAUGUAUUUGUGAUUAUGGUUACACAGGCUACGAUUGUGGAGAGCUGGCCUGUCCUGGGGACUGUAACGAUCAAGGCAAAUGCGUGGAUGGGAAAUGUGUGUGCUUUGAUGGUUACGCUGGGGAUGACUGCAGCCUCGAGGUCUGCUUAUUGCCCUGCAGUGAGUAUGGCAGUUGUGUGAAUGGGCAAUGCAUCUGCAUGGAAGGUUUCACUGGGGUGGACUGCAGCCAGCCCCUUUGCCUUAACAACUGCAAUAAUCGGGGGCGCUGUGUGGAAGAAGAGUGUGUGUGUGAUGAAGGAUACACGGGAGAGGACUGCAGCGAGCUCAUUUGCCCCAACGAUUGCUAUGACCGGGGUCGUUGCAUCAACGGCACCUGCUACUGCGAACCUGGGUUCACUGGUGAGGACUGUGGGGACCUGGCCUGUCCAAAUGACUGUCACCGUAACGGUCACUGUGAGAAUGGGGUGUGCGUGUGCGAUGAAGGGUUCAUUGGAGAUGAUUGUUCUCUGCAGAGGUGUCCCAACGACUGUCACAAACAGGGACGCUGCAUCGACGGGCAAUGUGUGUGCAAUGAAGGCUUCUUGGGACCAGACUGUGGGGAGGUGAGGUGUCUCAAUGACUGCCACAAUCGGGGGCAGUGCGUGAAUGGCCAGUGUGUGUGUGAUGAAGCCUUCAUGGGGGAGGAUUGUAGUGAACUAAGAUGCCCCAAGGAUUGCAACAACCAUGGCCAGUGUGUUGGCGGGAAAUGUCAGUGUGAUGAGGAUUAUAUGGGGGAGGAUUGUGGGGAUCUGAGAUGCCUCCAUGACUGCCACUACCGUGGCCAGUGUGUCAAAGGGCAGUGUGUGUGCGAUGAAGGCUUUGUGGGUGAGGAUUGCAGCCAGCGCAGGUGUCCCAACGAUUGCCACAAGCGGGGGAAAUGUGUGGAUGGCCGGUGUGUAUGUGAAGAAGCUUUCACUGGGCUUGAUUGCAAUGAACUGCGGUGCCCCAAUGACUGCAACGACCGCGGGCGCUGCGUUGAUGGGCAAUGCAUAUGUGACAAAGGGUACACCGCUGAAGACUGCUCAGAACUGACCUGUCCCCAGGACUGCAACCGUCGCGGACGCUGUGUCAACGGGGUAUGUGAAUGCAACGAAGGCUUCCUUGGGGAGGAUUGUGGGGAGCUAGCUUGCAUCAACAACUGCAACAACCGAGGCCGUUGUCUGAAUGGACAGUGUGUCUGCGACGAGGGCUUCACUGGCGUAGACUGUGGUCAACGGAAAUGCCCCGACGACUGCAACAACAGAGGGCAGUGCAUUGAUGGUGUGUGUCUGUGUGAUGAAGGAUACAAAGGCCCUGCUUGUGCUGAACAGUCCUGCCCCAACAAUUGCAAUGAUCUUGGUCAUUGUGUAGCCGGGCGAUGUGUCUGCGAAGAAGGCUUCAUAGGUGCCGACUGUUCAGAUGUAUCUCCUCCAAAGGAUUUGACGGUUACCGAAGUGACAGAUAAGACCAUUAACUUGGAAUGGGCGAAUGAAAAUGUCGUCAAUGAAUAUCUCAUCAGCUACAUUCCGACCGGCACCGAUGGCUUAGAACUUCAGUUCCGUGUACCUGGAAACAAAACAUCAGCCACCAUCCGGGAGCUGGAACCUGGUGUGGAAUACUUCAUCCGUGUUUUUGCCAUCCUAAGGAACAAAAAAAGCAUCCCAAUUAAUGCCCGGAUUGCUACUUACUUGCCUGCCCCCGAUGGCUUGAAGUUCAAAUCAGUGAAAGAAACUUCUGUGGAUGUUGAAUGGGAUGCCUUUAAUUUCCCUUUCCAUGGCUGGGAGAUCAUCUUUAGAAGCAUGAAAGAGGAAGAGAACGGGGCCAUCCGAAGCAGUCUGAAGAGCCCUCAGACAACCUACCUACAACAAGGUCUUGCACCAGGACAACAGUACAAUGUGUCUCUGGUUGUCGUGAAAAAUGAGAUCAGAGGACCUGCUGUGUCAAAAAUCGUGACCACAAAACUGGAUGCCCCCAGCCAGAUUGAAGCGAAGGAUGUUACAGACACUACCGUCCUCAUAACGUGGUUCAGACCCUUAGCUGAGCUUGACGGGCUGGAGCUGACCUACGGCCCCAAGGAUACUCCAGGAGACCGCACUUCCAUUGACCUCUCCGAAGAUGAAAUCCAGUAUUCCAUUGGAAAUCUAAAGCCACACGUGGAAUAUGAAGUGACCCUCGUGUCUCGGCGUGGACUUAUGACGAGUGACCCCAUCACUGAAACUUUUGUCACAGAUCUGGAUGCUCCCCAAAAUCUGAGGCGCAUUUCUCAGACGGACCGCACAAUCACUCUGGAGUGGAAAAACAGCCAAGCGAUGCCAGAUGUCUACAGGAUCAAAUACGCCCCUCUCUCUGGUGGAGAUCACGCUGAGGUCACCGUGCCCAGAAGCACCCAGGCCACCUCCAAAGUUACACUCUCCGGCCUGAGACCGGGCACAGAAUAUGGGAUUGGAGUAACUUCGGUGAAAGAGGACAAAGAGAGUUUUCCUUCCACCAUCAAUGCUGGAACUGAUCUGGAUAGUCCCAAGGACUUAGAAAUCAUUGACCCUACCGAAACGGCUUUUACUUUACGUUGGAAGAGACCCUUGGCCAAAAUUGACCGCUACCACCUUACUUACGUCACCCCACUUGGGAAGAAGAGUGAAAUUGAGAUUCCAGCCGAUAGCACAUCCCACAUCCUCCGGUCACUUGAUGCUGGGACGGAAUACACCAUUAUCCUCGUGGCUGAAAAAGGCAGGCUCAAGAGUAAGCCUUCCACGGUUACCGGUUCUACAGAAGACGAACCUGAGCUGGGCAAUUUAUCAAUUGCAAAAGUGUACUGGGAUGGAUUCUACCUCACCUGGACAGCAGCCGAUGGGGCCUAUGAGAGUUUUGUCAUACAGGUGCGGGAGUCCAACCAACCAGAAGAUACAAGGACUCUCACUCUUCCGGGCACACAACGGUCCAUAAAUCUCUCCGGAUUGUCACCAAGUACUCUUUACACAAUCACCAUCUAUGGAAUAACUCAGGGCUACCAAACAAAACCCAUCUUUGUUGAAUCUACCACAGGGGCGAAACCCGAAGUUGGAAACUUGACCGUUCGGGCUGUGACCCCAGAAAGCUUCAACCUCUCGUGGACGACCGCCAAAGGAGAUUUUGAGAUCUUUACCCUUGAAAUCAUUGAUUCUAACAGGUUGCUUGAACCCAUGGAAUACAACAUUUCGGGCAGUUUAAGGACUGCCCAUAUCUCAGGGCUUCCCCCUCAAACCAGUUUCAUUGUCUACCUCUACGGAAUCACCCGUGGUCUCCGCACUCAGGCAUUAAGCAUAACUGCCGUAACAGAACUCAAGCUACAGUUGGGCACAUUCACACUCACAAAUGCUCGUUUGAGCGAGUUCUCCUGGACUACAAGAAAGGAAGCUUUUGCACACUUGACAGUCAACGUUAGAGGUCUCCGCCGAUCUCAGGCGCCUCUGAAGUUGGCAAUCUCAGAAGAGGUUCACGACACCUUCAUCUCAGAAGCAUUGCCCUCACUGGAAAACCUCACGGUUUCCCGGAUUAAUCCGUACGGGUUUACGGUAUCCUGGAUGGCAUCAGAAGAUGCCUUUGAAAGCUUUCUGGUCAUCGUGGUGGAUUCUGGCAAGCUGCUAGAUCCCCAAGAAUUCCUUCUUCCUGGAAGCCAGCGCCAAUUAACCCUUAAAGGGCUCAUAACAGGCAUUGGGUAUGAAGUCCUUCUUUACGGCUUGAUCCAUGGCCGCCAAACAAGACCCUUAAGCAUUGUUGCCUUAACAGAAGCUGAACCGGAAGUAGAUCACCUUUUGGUAUCGGACGCUACCCCCAAUGGUUUCCGUCUGUCUUGGACAGCGGACGAAGGAGCCUUUGACAGUUUUGUCCUUAAAAUCAGGGAUUCCAACAGGCUUUUAGAUCCUCUGGAGUUGAUCGUGCCAGGUCAUCAACGAACUCAGGACAUCCAAGGGCUGAAAGAAGGGACCGAAUAUUAUGUAGAUCUCUACGGAGUUACCAGCGGACGGCGUUCACAGCCUGUAAAUGCGAUUGCUAUGACAGCAGUGGGAUCCCCGAAGGAAAUCUCUUUCUCAGAAAUAACAGAAAGUUCAGCUGUGGUUAGUUGGAAGCCUCCCUUGACACGGGUCGACAGUUUCCGGAUUUCCUAUGUUCCAGAACCUGGAGAUGAUCUCAAAUCUCUGACUGUGGAUGGAAACCGGAGUAGAAUCAAGCUAGUAGACCUGAUCCCUGGCGUAAAAUAUAUCGUCAAUGUUGUGGCUAUCAAAGGAUUUGAAGAAAGUGACCCUGUCUCUGGCUUUCUGCUUACAGAAUUGGAUAGUCCGUCUGGACUGAGGGUGGUAAACAUCACGGACUCCAAAGCUUUAGCUGUUUGGCAACCAGCCCUCGCCGCAGUAGACGAAUACCUGGUUUCCUAUAUUGCAGAAGGAGAGACAGAAGUGACUCAGAGGGUUUCUGGCAACACCAUGGAAUAUGAUCUCGUUGGCCUUCGGCCAGCUACUGAAUACACCCUCACAAUUCAAGCCAUCAAAGGCCCUCAGAGAAGCAGGAUCCUCUCUACCAAAUUCAUCACAGGUCCUGAUGCUCCCAGAUCUCUGACUGCUGCUGAUGUCCAGUUUGAAACAGCCCUGCUCACUUGGAAGCCACCCCAGGGCUCUAUCACAGGCUACCUCCUGAUCUAUGAAUCCGCUGAUGGCAAAAUCAAGGAAGUGGUCCUGGGGCCCGAAUCUACUUCUUACACCUUGGUGGACUUGAGUUCCUCCACGUUGUACACAGCAAAGCUGCAGGCCCUGCUCCACACCUUAAAAAGCAACUUCAUCCAAACUACGUUCACCACAACUGGGCUUCUCUACCCUUACCCCAAAGAUUGCUCCCAAACUCUGCUGAAUGGGGAAAUCGCUUCUGGACUGUACACCAUCUAUCUCUACGGCAAUCAGUCACAGCCUGUUGAAGUCUACUGCGACAUGAGUUCUGACGGAGGCGGAUGGAUUGUCUUUUUGAGAAGGCAGAAUGGCGAAGUUAACUUCUACCAGAAUUGGAGGACUUACGAGAGUGGCUUCGGAGACCCCAACAAUGAAUUCUGGCUAGGACUGGAGAAACUUCACAAAAUCACUUCCCAAGGCCCGUAUGAGCUGAGGGUGGACCUGCGCGAUCGCGGAGAGACUGCGUACGCUCUCUACAACAAGUUCAGCGUGGGGGAUGCCAGGACACGCUAUCGGUUAAAAGUAGAUGGCUACAGUGGUAAUGCAGGUGAAUCCAUGAGUUACCACAACGGACGCGCGUUCUCCACCUUUGACAAGGACAAUGACUCCGCCAUCACAAAUUGUGCCUUAUCCUACAAAGGGGCGUUCUGGUACAGAAACUGCCACCGAGUCAACCUUAUGGGUCGGUACGGAGACAACAGUCACAGCCAGGGAAUCAACUGGUUUCAUUGGAAAGGCCACGAGCAUUCCAUUCCGUUUGCGGAGAUGAAGCUACGGCCUUCCAACUUUAGGAAUUUGGAAGGAAGGCAGAAGAGAGCAUAAAGGAUCUCUCUUUUUUUUUUUCCCUCUUUUUUUUUUUUGGCUUUGACCGAGAAAAACAGAACAAAAGAGUGGGAAAUAAUAAUAAUAAUAAAAAAAGAGCUUUUCUUCCCACUCACCCCAAGAAAAAUUGAGAAGAGAGAGAGAGAGAAAUUGGCAACAAAGUUGGGAAAAUGUACCAAAGCAUCUGGGUUGUGUGAGAGUCCAAAUUGGCUCUUUUUGACCGGUUUCUAUUUUUAUUUCUUUUUUUUUUUGUGGGGAGGGCUGGGGCUGGGAAAGCCUUAUUCAAAACGUAGCAUGCUCAGUGGAGCAUUUUUUUUCUUUUUUGCGUUGUCCAUAGAUGGCUUUCUUUGCACCAAAGAAGAUAAUCUUGGAACGGGGGAGGGAAGGAACAUAUUUCUAUACAGUUUUUUUUUUUUCUCCUCUCGCUCUCAAGACGGCUUUUGUUGACUUGAAACUUUUUCUGGGUGGCUCAGAGAAACAGGAGCUGAGGCUGCAGAAUGGGAGGACUCCUCUCUUUUUUGUUUCUCUCUCCUCGCUUAACAAACCAGCCAGAACAAACGACAAAAUUUUUUUUAAAAAAAAUGUGUGUUUGCGUCCAUUCCAAACUAGUAGUUCACACUCCGGAAUCUCUCUUCGUCUCCAUCCCUUUUAUCCGUCCGUCCGUCCAUUUCUCAGUACCGGGAGAACAGGAGGAAACAGUUCAGCCUAAAAAUUAAUAUUAUUAAUAUAAAAUGGCGCUGGGGGAGGGAAGGAAAAUUAUAAUAAUAAGCUAAAUUUGUGUCAUUUUGUAAAAAAAAUAAAAUAAAAAAAUAGAAGCCCAUGCUUUCUGAAACCCAACGGGACGGUGUCUGAUUGUAAUUUUUUUUAAAUUAAUAAAUAAAAGCACAAGUUUACUUUUAUAGA